Molecule: messenger RNA, 264 nt
Organism: Acaromyces ingoldii
Lineage: Eukaryota; Fungi; Basidiomycota; Exobasidiomycetes; Exobasidiales; Cryptobasidiaceae
Exons: 5
Coding region: 1-264 (87 amino acids)
Biological process (GO): respiratory electron transport chain
Cellular component (GO): mitochondrion
Source: RefSeq, a predicted model, not a curated record
AUGCCGCCCGUCGGACACCACCUUCGUCCCCGCGCCAUUGGGCUCUACAAGACGCUUCAUCGGCUCGGCCGAGAGUACCCAGACCCAAAUUAUAACUUCAUCGGCAAGCUGCAAUCCAUGACUCGGCGCUUUGCAGCGUUAACCGACGAUAAAGAAAUCGAGGAGAAGCUUGCCCUGGGCGAGUUUGUGAGAAAGGAGACCGAAACGCUCUACUCGCUCAAGAAGUAUCGCACGCUCCGAAAGAGAUACGUCGAGGACGCCUAA